UUACUCUUCUCUAAAAACAAAAAGGGGGGCCCCUUUCCAGUGUUCAAGGUGUCGAAGCGAGGACGUGGUGGGUCCUCUGGUGCAAAAUUCCACAUUUCGUUGGGUCUUCCGGUGGGAGCCGUGAUCAACUGUGCUGACAACACAGGCACCAAGAAUCUCUACAUCAUCUCUGUGAAGGGGAUAAAGGGACAGCUGAACAGACUCCCUGCUGCUGGUGUGGGCAACAUGGUGAUUGCCACAGUCAAGAAAGGCAAACCAGAGCUCAGAAAGAAGGUACAUCCAGCAGUGGUAAUACAACAACGAAAAUCCUAUCGGAGAAAAGAUGGUGUAUUUCUUUAUUUUGAAGAUAAUGCUGGGGUAAUAGUAAACAAUAAAGGCGAGAUGAAAGGUUCUGCCAUCACUGGACCAGUUGCAAAAGAAUGUGCAGACUUAUGGCCCAGGAUUGCAUCCAAUGCUGGAAGCAUUGCAUGAUUCUUAGGCCUAUUUGUAAAAAAAGAAGUCAUUAAAAGAAUUAAUUGCCAAAAUAAAUAAAUAAAUAAA
Molecule: messenger RNA, 540 nt
Organism: Talpa occidentalis (Iberian mole)
Lineage: Eukaryota; Metazoa; Chordata; Mammalia; Eulipotyphla; Talpidae
Product: 60S ribosomal protein L23-like
Exons: 1
Biological process (GO): translation
Cellular component (GO): cytosolic large ribosomal subunit; ribosome
Molecular function (GO): structural constituent of ribosome; large ribosomal subunit rRNA binding
Source: RefSeq, a predicted model, not a curated record